UUGGGAGGAAUCAUGCCCUGCCCUCCUGACGGAAAGUGAGGCGGAGGGAGAGAAGGGAACGGGAGGCAGACGGAGAGAGACGGAGGGGAAAAGGAGAGCUUAGUGCAAAAAAAUGGAUCCAAGCGUGUGCGCCCUGGAGCUGCUGGGGGUCUUUUUCUCGGCGGGGGCCUGGCUCUGCUCCCUGGCCACCACCCUGAUGUCCACCUGGCUCACCCUGUCCACCGACCUCCUCCCCACCGAGAGCUACGAGCUGGGGCUGUGGGAGACGUGCGUGGUGCAGGAGCUCGGGGCGCUGGAGUGCAGACCCUACGACAGCCUGCUGGGCCUGCCGCCCGACAUCAAGCUGGCCCGGAUCCUCAUGUGCCUGACGGUGGCCACGGGGCUGCUGGGGUUCCUCCUGGCCAUCCCGGGCAUGUACGUGGUCAACAGCUGCGACAGCCGGCUGGAGGACAUCAAGUUCAAGAGGGUGAUGAAGAUGAUCGGCGGGACGCUGGGCCUCACCGCCGGGGUGCUGUGCCUCAUCCCCGUGUCCUACAUCGCCCACCUGACCGUGGUGCGCUUCUUCGACGACAACGUGCCGGACGUGGUGCCGCGCUGGGAGUUCGGCGACGCUCUCUUCUGCGGCUGGACGGCCGGGUUCCUGCACCUGGUGGCCGGCGUGCUGCUGCUCACCUCCUGCCUGUGUCUGCAGGAGCAGAACUGCAACAUCCCCGUGCCCAUCCCGCUGGUGAGGGUGCACUCCGCCCGCUCCUCGUACAAGACCCAUUCCGAGUACGUCUGA
Messenger RNA from Myripristis murdjan (pinecone soldierfish), 781 nucleotides. RefSeq names its product putative claudin-24. Gene Ontology annotation, molecular function: structural molecule activity. NCBI's taxonomy places the organism in Eukaryota, Metazoa, Chordata, Actinopteri, Holocentriformes, Holocentridae. The record is from RefSeq and is a predicted model, not a curated record. The coding region runs from base 113 to 781 and encodes 222 amino acids. The transcript has a single exon. Gene Ontology annotation, cellular component: membrane; bicellular tight junction.